Mytilus californianus (California mussel) is the source of this 1710-nucleotide messenger RNA. RefSeq names its product leukocyte elastase inhibitor-like. Bases 81 to 1241 code for a protein of 386 amino acids. Gene Ontology annotation, molecular function: serine-type endopeptidase inhibitor activity. The transcript has a single exon. The record is from RefSeq and is a predicted model, not a curated record. Lineage: Eukaryota; Metazoa; Mollusca; Bivalvia; Mytilida; Mytilidae.
UCCCCAUUUCCAUUCUCAAUUUUACCGUAAACAAAUUUACUACUAUCAUACUUGCUUUAUUUCAUCUUGUAAGCUCUUAAAUGGCUUCUCAGCUUAAUGGAUCGAAUGUAGUCUUCGAAGAAGGGAUUGCAAAUUUUUCCAACUCCUUGUACAACAAAUUAGACAGAACUGGAAAUGAAUUCAUUUCGCCAUACAGUAUAACGUCAGCACUAUUACUCCUUAUGCUUGGAACCGGCAAAACGACUAGGAACCAGAUGAAGUCGGUUAUUUUCGAAUAUGAAAAACCAGAUGAUAUCGACCAGGGAUACAAGCUUCUUAGUGAUGAACUCUUGACGAGAACAACAACAGGAGUAAAAUUAUCUAUUGCAAACAGGUUAUACGGCAGUAAGAGUUUAAAUCUUUUAAGCACUUUUACUACAAAGGCGUUUGCAUACUAUGGUAGUGAUGUUGAACUCUUGGAUUUUGUAACAGAGGCGGAAAAGUCAAGAUUGACAAUAAAUGAUUGGAUUUCCAAAAAUACAAAUAAUCAAAUUAAAAAUAUGAUUCCAAAAAAUGUUCUUAAUGAAAAUACUUUAUUAGUAGUAGCAAACGCUAUUUACUUUAAAGGUACAUGGAAAAAAGAGUUCAACAGGAAUGACACGAAACAAAGGAACUUUUUCGUGAGAGCGAAUGAGCAAAAGCUGGUUAAUAUGAUGUACGGUGAGUUUGAUGCAAAGUCUGGUGAAGACCUUUCACUUGACUGCAAGGUUUUACAACUGCCAUAUAAAGAAAACAAGAUCUCUAUGAUAGUUGUUUUGCCAAAUGCUGAAGAUGGACUCUUUGAACUAGAAAGUAAACUUACCAUGUAUAAUUUCAAAACACUUGUAAGCGGUCUGAAGACACAGAAGACAAUUAUUCGAAUUCCCAAAUUUACAAUGUCAAGCGAGUACGAUUUGACGCCAAUUUGUAAAGCGUUAGGUUUAACGGAAAUCUUUGACGAAAAUAUUGCGGACUUUAGUGAAAUAUUCCAGCCUAAUGUAACACGCGUGCGUGUGACUGAUGCACGUCAUAAAGCUUAUAUUGAAGUGAAUGAAGAUGGAAGCGAAGCGACAGCUGCUACUACAUCAACUAGUGGAUCAACUGCAAUACAGGAUCCUAAGCCCCAGCCAUUUCAAUUUGUGGCAGAUCAUCCUUUCUUGUUUUUGAUUCAGGAUGACGAAACAGGAACACCGCUGUUCAUUGGAAGAUAUGCCAUACCAUAGUGUAACAGUAACAUAUGUUUGACUUUUAUUUUGUACAAAACAAGUAUACAACAUUUACCAGAAAAACUGAUUUUGGUUUAUUUUUACUUUGAUACAAUUGAACAUUUAAUAUCAUCCAUAAAUAGUUUGCUGCUUAAAGAUGAAAAAAAUAAAAUGCACUCAGCUCGUUAAUAAAAACUCAGCUGUUCCGAUCGUAAUAAAAUAAAACUUAUAUUUUUUUAAUCAAUUGACUGACUUCAGGCAAGUUUGGUUAGGGGAUAUAUGAAAAUAUGUCUUAAUACACACAUCGUUUACAGCUAUAUGUCUUGAUGCACACCACGUGUAGUUAUUUUUGCAUAACUAUCUUUUUUUUCAACACUUAUGGGAUUUUUAUGUAAGGUUUUACCUGUAAAUAAAUACAUGUUAUAGGUAAGUUUGUAGCAUGUGUCACCUUUGAAAGAUUGAAUAAGAAAUAAACAUUGUACAUUUA